This is a messenger RNA of Oryzias latipes (Japanese medaka), 2968 nucleotides long. It is a transcript of the gene pnrc2, whose product is annotated as proline-rich nuclear receptor coactivator 2. Lineage: Eukaryota; Metazoa; Chordata; Actinopteri; Beloniformes; Adrianichthyidae. The record is from RefSeq and is a predicted model, not a curated record.
GUCCAUUUUGUUGCAAUCGAGUGUCGGGAGGAGAAGUGGCGGUUAUACGCCUCAUGAUAAAACCACCUUAGCCUCGACGGUGAUGGGUUUGUAGGAAAAAUAGCUUGCUUUGCUUCCUACAUUGUCCGCCGAAGGAUUCCAGAGGCUAAACUUGUAUAUUUUUUGACAAAAGGCUUUUCAACAACCAAGCCUUAAAGAAGUCGGAGCUCGACUUCGCGGAACAAUCGUGUGCCGGGGUGAAUUGAUGUUCAGCUCGGCUUCACGGGAAAACAUCGCUCAUCAUUGGCACAUGAAAACCUCAGACCUUGCUGGACAUAAAUGUGCAGCGAGAAGUAGGCAGAAAACUACUUCGAGGACCUGGGGACCGACUGGUGGAGAGAGAUUAAAGAAGGAUCUCUGCUUCGUCAACAUACUACCAGCAAAGAGGUGACACAUAGUACAGAAACAUGGGAGGUGGCGAGAGGUACAACAUUCCAAUUUCCCACCCUGAAAGGCAAAAGAAGAACCAGCUUGUCAAGGCCAAACAGAGAAGCCGUGACCAGAAUGGAGUCGCUGUCUCAGCAGGAGGAUUAGGGGGCCUUCACAAUCAUGGCCACCGUAGGAGCGACAAAGGCGCAGCCUACCACAGGUCUCCGGAGGCGCGGCAGGCCGUGUCUGCAGACAAAAAUGCCUCCAUGCGUUUUGGCACCAACUACGAUCAGAACUGGGAGGGUGCAGUGUCUCACCUCAACACACUCCUGGCCGCCCAGGGCAGCCCCAGCUAUGCAGGGCCCAAGUUCAGUGAGCCACCAUCACCCAGUGUGCUGCCCAAGCCCCCAAGCCACUGGGUUUCUUUUCCGUCAAGCUCCUUUGAUCACAGGGAGAUGAUGGCUUUCCAGCUCAAGAGUCUACUGAAAGUGCAGGCCUGAGCUACGUCCACACUUCACUUAAAGAGCCAAUAUACAGACUGCGACCCUAUUGAGGUGCUCAUCUGCUUGGAAUGCUUCAGAGCUGUAAUACAUUUGGAUUUUUGGCUGAAAUAUUUGCAAAAGAGGCUUACUCGUGUUUAAAUUUUUAAUGGAAUUUUUAAUUACAGCUCUGCUGCCUUACUUGUCGGUGCAGUCCUUAAUGGAGUCCAUUUCUGUAAUCUGUUAACUGGAUUAAAUGUACUUUUAGUUUUGUUGUUAGUGUUUGCUGUAAAAGCCAACAGAGUGAACCUUUUUCCACAUAAGAAAACAGGGCUUGUAACAUCCGUUAAGUAACAGUCCAUUACUUUUAUAGUCCAUUUCUGUGGACAGACGCCUUUCAUUCGUACAGGUUUUAACGACGAACAUUUGGAGUGAACUCAAACGCUUCAGGUGCUAAAUAACAUGAACAUUUGUAGCAUUUUUUUUAAAGGGCCCCGUAAUUUUCUUGAUGGUUACAUUCCUUGUUUGGAAUAAAGACACUCAAUAGUUCUGCAGGAGAAAAAAAAGCUAUUUUGAGAUAAGUGAGGAAGGAAGAGGUGGCCUCAAAGGGUAAGAGACAAUGGCACAUGGGCCGUAGACCCCAAACUCCUGUAUCCUUUCUUUACUGCGCUGUGCGCACAUGCACUAUGGGAGUUUGGCGUGCCUAAGGUCUGCAACACUCUUAUCAAAGCAUUAUUUUACUUUUGUUUUGGUUGAAAACCGUUUUAAUCUCUGUAACCAAAGCAAUGUGUUGCUGUAUUUCGUUCUUUAUCAACAACCUUGUGGCUUUUUUUCCUCCUAACUUCUUGUUUUUUGCCAGCCCCGUUGGUGAAUGAGAUACAGUCACUUGGCUACUUUCUGUUCCAAUCAGUACUGUUACUGCCUUUAAGCUUCAGGUCUUGUCAGCGCAAGGCAUGCUUCUAAACCUGCGGAAGAGGACCAUGUCAUUGACUUGUCCUGUUUGGCUGCAUGCCUUAGCUUGGGACGAGGUGAGCUAAGGAGGUUUAUUUUGGAGAAGUGGCUUCAGGGGUCCAACGUUAGACGGUCUUUGUGUUUACAAAUUCUGCCUCAGAGACUGACUGUUCAUGGAAGUGUUGUUGCCUGUCUUUUGUCUAACCCCUUGCACUGCAAUCAGACUCUUACCCACAAGCAGCAGAGACGAUUUUGUUGACUUUGUGAUGCAAAAGGACUUUGAUUCUUGUUUUUUUGUGCUUCGGACCUCACUUUAGGAUCUUUUUUCCUUUGCAGAAUGGAAGGUUUUUACAGCCAACAUAAAUAAGACAAAACAAAGAGUUGGUAUUGAAGAGCCAUGUAAAUAAUGUGUAAAGUACUUGUAGCAUAUGUACAUUUACAGGCUGUUUUGAUGCCUGUCUGGCAAAAGUAUUUUUAGUAUUAACACUGAAUGUAUAAGACAUGCUGAAGAUGUCUUAUCUUCAAUGCUGAAGAAUAUUUUUGUUAAAAAAAAUGUUAAAAAUACGGUCUUUACCAUAUGUCAGUACCCUCUGCACUGUCAUCUUCACAGAGGUCUUGCACACAUUUUUUAUUGUUUUGUAUUACAGUUUAAGGUGAUCAGAUGUUGAGUGCCAAUCAAGAAAAAACUGUAACAAAUCAUGAAUUGGAUAAAAAAAAUGAAUUGGAUAAGAAGGAUCUACAUUCAUUCAAAUUUAAAUUAUGAAUGCGUCUAGCCUAAAAACCAAACAAACCCCUGUCUAAAUGGAACAAAGAUGGUGCCUGAGUAAAACCCAUGCUGGAAUAACUUAAAUCCAGGUAAAGAUCACACAAACAAACAGCACACUUCAGCUAUUCUUCCGCUAGCUGAUGGUUCAGUGCUGCUUGUUUCUUGAUCCUCUCCAAAGCCAUGCAUGGUAAAGUAACCCAAAUUUAAGAAUUGGCUGGUUUCCCCUUUUAAAAUAUGUCACUUAAUAUGAAAAAAAUGUGCCCUUUUUAAAGAUUCGUGUCAAUUAGAGUUGAAUAAAUUUAGAAAAAUGUUCUUGAAUUGACUUUUCAAAAGUAUAAAAAAUAAAAUAAAAUUCCCUCCCCUC